AUGCUGCGUCUUCUUCCGGGAAAACAACUGCGGGCGUUUGGGAAAGGCCCGUUCUUCCAAUCAGCCCGCUGGCGGUCUAGUCAAAACCACGUUGUGUCCAUUUCCGCGUUGCUGCUGAAUCGUCGACAUUUACCUUCGCAUCUCGACGCUGUCGCUCAGAAUGGCGGCUCUGUCGCGAGACGACAACCUUACAGCACGCAGCCAGCCGAUGGAGCACCAAAUCCCAGCCCAAUGGCUAAUAUGUCCGAAGAAGAGGCGCUACUGAGGAUUGAGCGGAUAGAAAGUCUUGGAGAUGUAUUCCACACCGUCCCUCAUGACUCGCCGGAGCGCCUCGCUGCCGCCUACCUCCUCUUGUGUGAAGUGCUCGCCUACCUUUCGCGACAUGGGGAGGAGGCGCCAGCGUAUAUCAGUAUUUUCACGAAUACCGCCGUGCCUGCCGACUCCGACGUGGCUCGUGCCAGGAAAGCGAUCUUCACAACAACAAAACUCACUGCGCAGAUACUUGGGGCGGUUGGAGCGUCAUCGAAGAUCAGGGAGGCAAACGCCAGCGCUUUUGCACUGCACGGGGCCCUCGAUGCGCUGUUUGUCAGCUACCGCGGGCCCAGCGACGACGGAGAGCUGCCGCAAUGGGUCGAUUUUUGGAAUAGAGCUCAACCUAUCGUGGUGGAACUUGCCCGGGUUUUGGAUGAUAGUCGGGACACUUUCAUGGAGCCGCAAACAAAAAAGGAUGAAUGA
Molecule: messenger RNA, 735 nt
Organism: Mycena indigotica
Lineage: Eukaryota; Fungi; Basidiomycota; Agaricomycetes; Agaricales; Mycenaceae
Exons: 3
Coding region: 1-735 (244 amino acids)
Source: RefSeq, a predicted model, not a curated record